GGAAUGAUGAAAUCUACACUAAAAUGGAUUAUGAGUUAAAGUCAAAUGUUAGUAUUUUGAACAUUUGAAACUUCCCCCUAAUGCAAAAUCACUUUUGGAGGGGCUAGCAUUUGAAUUCUAACCCCAAAUUUUAGAAUUUUGGAUCUAUGCAUUAAAAGAUGGUCUUAGCCUCUUAGGAGUAGACAUGCUAUCUCAUCCCAAGGACCUGCUAUUCACUUCCAGCUCUAUGGGCCUUUUCUAUUAAGCCCGCCAACUUUUAUUUCUCCUUUACUAAGCCCACUAACUACUAGAAACAAAACAGAUAGCCCAGCCCACUCACAGACGCCUCCCUCCGGCUCGUGUCCUCUUCCGCAAACAGCCUCCGUCUCGACACAACUCUCACAUCAGCUAUCUGCUCUCCUCAAUCUCCCAGGUCAGCCAUAUACCGCCACUGCUUCCCCGUUGUGAUACUCAAACCCUUGGUUCCAGCCGGCCACGCGUGGUCGGAUUUGUUCUUCGAGCGCUGUUAAUCAGGAGGCGUGGGUACUGGUUUAUUGAUUGCGGUAAGGAAUUUGCUUGGGAGACAUUGAAUUUGAGGUAAUUUGAUUUAUCAGAUUCAUCUUCCUUUAGGGUUCGAUAUGCUUCUCUCGUCUUUUUUCUGCCCUUGGAUAUUGAACGGGCAAAAUAUGGAUAUCGGUGAUACGUGAGCGGUACAUGUGAAAAUCGUAGAAUUCCGGAAGCUUAGUUGGGUUCCUUUCCCACGUUUCUCAGCAUAGUUCUUACGAGUUCUCUGUUCUUUCCCCUCGAAAGCGGGCUUGAUUUGAUUUGGUUUCUCUGGUUUUCUUUGUAUAGAAAGCAAGCAUACAUCUUCUUCUGGUGCUUUUAUGUUAUGCUGUUUCAUCGCUCCUUUCGGUCCUUUCCAAUAAGUGUGAACAUGGUUUUGCUUAUUUUGCUGCUAAUGCGAACCCUGAAUGCGAACCCAUAACCUAUCUUUGCUGGGGUGGGAUGAACAGUAAAGGUUCUUCCUAGUAAUUAGUCAUUCUUCGGUAGGGCAGAUGGUUAAUUAAGCUUUCUAAACUCAGGGCACCCGCACAUGUCAGAUGCAUAUGAAUUGUAUAGCAGGCAAUUUUCUUCUUUUUGAAUGUGCCCAGAGGGAUCAGUCGAUUAACAGAAUCUAGUUCCUAGUUGGAUACCAUUACUUGUCAUAUGAUGAGAGUUCCGUGGUAAAAGCCACAUUGAGAUUGAGCCAUUAACUUCAUACGAGUUCCCAUUAUCUAUCCUGUGUUGAUCUUCCUCUUGUAAAUAAAACCUUUUAAGAUUUACUUCGUACAAAGUUUGACUGGCUGCAACUAUGACCCUAUACAAGUCCAUUAUGUCUUCUUUAUUGCAAAGAGAUAGCCUUGAACAUGUUAGAAGUCAUUAUUUCUUGGUUAAGUCAACCUUUUCCUCUUAUGUAAUGUGCAGUGCUUGCUUGCAAAACAUUUGCAUAUACGUAACUGGGGAGCGAAAAACUGAAGCGAAUUAGUGUUACUUAUCUACUUGCUGAUUUUGACUUGUAAGUCUAAGCAUUCAGGUUUUUGGUUAUAAAUUUAUGCUUGAUUGAUUAUGGAGUUUCGAGAUUCUUUCUUCUCAUUGUUGAUUAUGCGUAACAAGUGUUCAACAUAUUAGUAUCUGAAUUUCGUUGAAAAUCUAUUUGUGGAAAAUUGGAUUCAGCCGGAGGAUCAAAUAAGGUUGAUUCCAACUUUAUGUUCAUAGUUUAAAAGAAUAGGUGGUUUGCUGAUAACCAAUAACCUUUAGAGGGAACUGCACUAGUCUGUGUUGGACACAAUUUCUUUUAUGUUACUGUAUUUCGACGUCUAGAAUUUCCACUUUCUUCCUGGAUGGAAGUCUGCGGCAUUUUGUUAACUUCUGUAUUUCCCAGCCUGUAAGUUUGCCUAUUUCCUUCAGGAAUGCUGUUUUUGAAUUUUCUUCUUUACCUGUGCUUCAUUGGAACUAUUAAAUAUAUUUUAUUUGUAAUCAUUGCAACACUUUGAACACUUCUUUGAUGGGGAUCUUCUCUCUCUCUCACAGAGUUAAGUUAGAAAAUGGCACAUAGAUUACUGCGAGAUGUUGAAGCUGAUGGGUGGGAACGUUCAGACUUCCCUAUAAUCUGUGAGUCUUGUCUUGGUGACAACCCGUAUGUCCGAAUGACAAAAGCGCAAUUUGAUAAAGAGUGCAAGAUAUGUACUCGUCCAUUCACAGUUUUUAGGUGGAGGCCUGGCCGUGAUGCAAGAUAUAAAAAAACUGAGAUUUGCCAGACAUGCUGUAAGUUGAAAAAUGUCUGUCAAGUCUGCCUUCUGGAUCUGGAGUAUGGCUUGCCUGUGCAGGUUCGGGAUACUGCCCUGAGCAUCAAUGCAAAUGACUCUAUUCCAAAGAGUGAUGUAAACAGGGAGUUUUUUGCUGAGGAGCACGAUCGCAAGGCCAGAGCUGGGAUUGAUUAUGAAUCUUCUUACGGGAAGGUUAGGCCAAACGACACUAUUAUGAAGCUUCAAAGAACUUCACCGUACUACAAAAGAAACCGAGCGCAUGUGUGCAGUUUCUUCAUCAGGGGUGAGUGCACACGUGGUGCCGAAUGUCCUUACAGGCACGAAAUGCCUGUAACUGGGGAGUUAUCUCAGCAAAAUAUAAAAGAUCGUUACUAUGGAGUUAAUGAUCCAGUGGCAAUGAAACUACUUAACAAGGCUGGUGAAAUGCCGUCACUGGAACCCCCUGAGGAUGAAAGCAUAAGAACUCUGUACGUUGGUGGGCUUGAUGCCAGAAUAACUGAGCAGGAUCUAAGAGACAAUUUCUAUGCACAUGGUGAGAUUGAAUCCGUAAAGAUGGUCACUCAAAGAGCGAUUGCGUUUGUGACAUAUACUUCUAGAGAAGGAGCAGAGAAGGCCGCGGAGGAACUGUCGAACAAGCUAGUAAUCAAGGGUCUGAGGUUGAAGCUCAUGUGGGGGAGGCCUCAGGCACCAAAACAGGAUCAUGAUGUCUCAGAGGAAGCGAGGCAACAGGCGCUCAUUGCUCAUGGAGGAAUGCUUCCUCGUGCUUUGGUAUCCCAACAACAGAACCACCCGCCUGGUACUGCUGCUCCAGAUCAGCCUCCUCAACCGAUGCAGUACUUCAACAUUCCACUUCCUCCACAGCAGCAAGAAAGAGCGUUCUACCCAUCCAUGGAUCCCCAGAGAAUGGGUGCUGUAGUUCCGUCACAGGAUGGAGGCGCUUCAAGUAGUUCAGCAGGUGAGAACAACCCCGGUGGGGAGCAGCAACUGCAACCUCAUCAUCAUUACCCUUAUCAGGGAAGGGCUCGUCCUCCGCCGCCUCAUGCCCCACACGGGCAGUUUCACCAGCAACACCAUUAUCCACCUCCUCCGUAUGGGUAUAUGCAGCCACCGCCACAGCCACAUCCACAUCCACAGUAUCAGCAGUAUCCUCCGGCAGCAGGGUAUCCGUCAGGAAUGCCUCCACCACCGCAGCAGCCAAGCCAGCAAUACCAACAUUUUCCGGCUCCACCACCUCCAAGGCCUGCUGCAGCUCCAGAGUCAUCGUCGUCAUCAAGUGCACCUGCUCCUCAAUCAAAUCAGUGAAAGGUUUGGGUCUAGUUAUGGAUAUUUGUCACAGCUGCAAGCUGUCUCUUGCUCUGAUUGUGUGGUUAUUUUACAGUCUGGAUGUGAAAGUUUAGAAAUGAAGGAAACCUAGACUAAACAUGCUAAACAAGAACGAUGGGGAAGGCUGUGGACGGUGUUGUGAUUCACGAUUUUUGCCUUAUAUAUGCUGCCUUCGUCUGUGUUUACGGUAACGAUUGAUUUGAGAUGCACACGAUAAUGUGUUUUCUUUAUUCAGAUAAGAAGAAACGAGCCACGCAUACACAAAACAUAACAGGAAAUUAGAAAGAAACAACAUACAACCAAUAAGCUGCAAAACUCAUGGUCAAAGUACGUCGUCUCUGGGGCAUGCAUGGUCCCGAGUACAGACUCUCCUUAUUAUUACAG
Messenger RNA from Linum trigynum, 3992 nucleotides. NCBI's taxonomy places the organism in Eukaryota, Viridiplantae, Streptophyta, Magnoliopsida, Malpighiales, Linaceae. The record is from the annotation of a GenBank genome assembly.